Messenger RNA from Symphalangus syndactylus (siamang), 1035 nucleotides. It is a transcript of the gene ODF1, whose product is annotated as outer dense fiber of sperm tails 1. Lineage: Eukaryota; Metazoa; Chordata; Mammalia; Primates; Hylobatidae. Gene Ontology annotation, cellular component: outer dense fiber. The record is from RefSeq and is a predicted model, not a curated record.
AGAACACAAGCUUUAAAGUAAGUGAAUCAUGUGUGCCUCAUUUAUUUUUAAAAGCAACUUCUGAGAAGGGCUUAGAACAAAUUUUUUUCCCUGAGUGCCAUUUCCCAAAGGUACUCACAGAACAAUAAGGUGUGACCAUAAUGGCUGCACUAAAUUGUCUCUUGGACAGUGUCAGAAGGGACAUAAAGAAGGUGGACAGAGAACUAAGGCAACUGAGAUGCAUUGACGAAUUUAGCACACGGUGCCUGUGCGACUUAUAUAUGCACCCCUAUUGCUGCUGUGACUUGCACCCAUAUCCGUACUGCUUGUGCUAUUCCAAGAGAUCACGCUCUUGCGGCUUGUGUGAUCUCUACCCAUGUUGCCUGUGUGAUUAUAAGCUUUACUGUCUGCGACCAUCUCUCAGAAGUUUGGAGAGGAAAGCCAUCAGAGCCAUAGAAGAUGAGAAGCGAGAGCUUGCCAAACUGAGAAGAACAACAAAUAGAAUUCUGGCUUCCUCCUGCUGUAGCAGUAACAUUUUAGGAUCGGUGAAUGUAUGCGGUUUUGAACCUGAUCAAGUCAAAGUUCGAGUGAAGGAUGGAAAGGUAUGUGUGUCGGCUGAGCGGGAGAACAGGUACGACUGCCUCGGAUCGAAAAAGUACAGCUACAUGAACAUCUGCAAAGAGUUCAGCUUGCCGCCCUGUGUGGAUGAGAAGGAUGUAACAUACUCCUACGGGCUCGGCAGUUGUGUCAAGAUCGAGUCUCCUUGCUACCCUUGCACUUCUCCUUGCAACCCUUGCAACCCCUGCAACCCGUGCAGCCCCUGCAACCCCUGCAGCCCCUGCAGCCCCUGCAACCCAUGUGACCCUUGCAACCCGUGUUAUUCCUGUGGAAGCCGAUUUUCCUGUAGGAAGAUGAUUUUGUAAAGUGCGCAUAGGAACCCAUUACUUAAUAGAAGUCAGUUACUCCAGCCAGGCAGCUCUCCCAGUGUUUCUCCUCUCCUUCCCAUGGCCCCUGUUGUUCAAGUACAUAGGAAACUGAAUACAUAACUGCAAUCUG